CACCAUUAUCGCAACUGAUCAGUGGCCUGCCAAAAAUAGCAGGAGCCAGUAAGUAGGAGGCGAACCCGGCCGUCUACCUAUUACCUGCUGCUAGCUCCUCUCGCCGUCAGCCCGCCUCAUCCGGCGACAUGUCGUCGGCUCCCCUGCUCGGCGACUGCGGCAAUGGCGAUGGCAUGGGCGCCGCCAGCAAAGGUGGCGGCCAGGAGCAGCUGCCGUGGUGGUCACGGUGGCUGGGGCGCAUGGUGGACACGGAGGAGGCGGAGGCGGAGGCGCAGCUGCGGUUCGCGGUGCCGAUGGUGGUGACCAGCAUGGCCUACUACGGCAUCCCGCUGGUGUCGGUGAUGUUCUCGGGCCACCUCGGCGAUGUCCACCUCGCCGGCGCCACGCUCGGCAACUCCUGGGCCACCGUCACCGGCUACGCCUUCGUGAUGGGCCUGAGCGGCGCCCUAGAGACGCUAUGUGGGAAGGCGUAUGGCGCCCGGCUGUACCGCAUGCUGGGCCUGUACCUGCAGUCAUCGUGCAUCAUGUCGGCCGCCGUGUCGGCGCUCAUCUCUGUACUCUGGUACUUCACGGAGCCACUGCUGCUGUUCCUUCAGCAGGACCCCGAUGUGUCCCAUGCUGCCGCGGUGUUCGUCCAGGCCCAGAUCCCAGCCCUCUUUGCGUUCGCCUUCAUACAGUGCCUGCUCCGAUACCUGCAGACACAGUCCGUGGUGCUCCCGCUCGUCGUCUGCUCCGUGGCGCCCUUCGCCCUCCACAUCCUUCUCGCGCACCUGCUGGUGAACGUGCUCGGCCUGGGGCUCGCUGGCGCCUCCGCUGCGGUCUCGGCGACACUAUGGCUGUCCUGCCUGAUGCUGCUCGCCUACGUGCUUCUCUCCGAGAAGUUCAGUGAGACAUGGAGGGGGUUCUCCGCUGACGCCUUCAAGUACGUGCUACCCACCGUGAAGCUCGCCACGCCGUCAGCCAUCAUGGUCUGCUUAGAGCUAUGGGCGUUCGAGCUCCUGGUGCUCAUCGCCGGUUUGCUACCGAAUCCCACCGUUGACACGCCGCUGAUCGCCAUGUGCUCUAGCACGGAGGCGAUUAUCUGCAUGAUCUCAGUUGGGUUCAGUGCCGCGGUGAGCACACGGGUGGCGAACGAGAUCGGCGCGGGGAACGUGGACCGGGCGAGGAACGCGGUGUCGGUGACGAUGAAGCUCUCGGUGUUCCUCGCCAUCUCCUUCGUGCUGCUCCUGGGGUUGGGCCACGACCUAUGGGCGAGCCUCUUCAGCCGGAGCUCCACGAUCGUGUCCCAGUUCGCGGCCAUCACGCCGCUCAUGAUGAUCUCCAUUGUGCUUGACUCGGCGCAGGGCGUCCUGGCAGGUGUGUCGCGGGGCUGCGGGUGGCAGCACCUGGCUGCAAUGACCAACCUGGUGGCCUUCUACUUGGUCGGCAUGCCGCUCGCCAUCCUCUUCGCCUUCAAACUCAAGUUCUAUGCCAAGGGUUUGUGGGCGGGGCUGAUUUGUGGGGUGACAUGCCAAGCCUGCUCAUUGCUGGUGAUCACCGUCCGCACCAAGUGGUCGAAGCUCGUGGAGGUCAUGCAGGAGGAGAAAGCCAACUACGUCGCGUAGCACAAAUAAUGCUAUCUCUUGAGUUCUUGACCCGAAAAGGGGAAUGGAUCGGAGUUCUACGCCGUGAUUAGGCCUGGAACAAGUGUUGGGGAAUUUUGUUAACUAGGAAAGCUGUAUCCAAACUACCAGAAAGCACCCUCAUAUUAGACUUUGUGGAAUAAUUAGUUCCUAUGAAAUGGUCGAACAUAUGGACAUGAGUUGGAUAACCGAUUAAGAUUAAACCUCAUGGCAAGAACCAUCU
Panicum virgatum (switchgrass) is the source of this 1845-nucleotide messenger RNA. RefSeq names its product protein DETOXIFICATION 19-like. Gene Ontology annotation, cellular component: membrane. Gene Ontology annotation, molecular function: xenobiotic transmembrane transporter activity; antiporter activity. The transcript has 6 exons. The record is from RefSeq and is a predicted model, not a curated record. Gene Ontology annotation, biological process: xenobiotic detoxification by transmembrane export across the plasma membrane. NCBI's taxonomy places the organism in Eukaryota, Viridiplantae, Streptophyta, Magnoliopsida, Poales, Poaceae. Bases 129 to 1604 code for a protein of 491 amino acids.